Pangasianodon hypophthalmus (striped catfish) is the source of this 6399-nucleotide messenger RNA. It is a transcript of the gene nbr1b, whose product is annotated as NBR1 autophagy cargo receptor b. Gene Ontology annotation, cellular component: phagophore assembly site. The transcript is spliced from 22 exons. NCBI's taxonomy places the organism in Eukaryota, Metazoa, Chordata, Actinopteri, Siluriformes, Pangasiidae. The coding region runs from base 136 to 3099 and encodes 987 amino acids. The record is from RefSeq and is a predicted model, not a curated record. Gene Ontology annotation, biological process: macroautophagy. Gene Ontology annotation, molecular function: ubiquitin binding.
UUUACAAGCGCUGAUGUAAACACAGAAGACGGUUUCCGAAGCCUAGUCCUGUUUAAUCGUCUGGUUGUUUUUCUGAAGCGUGUUAAUCGUGUGUAGUCAUCUAUGCAGCGGCUCGGACGCCGGUAUUAAGGCGCCAUGGACUUGUACAUCAACCUGAAGGUGAAUUUUCGGGGCAACACGAAGAGUUUCUUGCUGUCCGGCUCCGAGACGAAGAGCUGGGAGUCUAUGGAGGCCACGGUGAAGAGAUCUUUCGGCUUGUGCAGUCUACAGCUGACGUACUUCGAUGAGGAAAACGAAGAGGUGUCUGUCAACAGCCAGCUGGAGUAUGAAGAGGCUCUAAAGAGCGCAGCGCGGCAGGGCAACAGGCUGCAGAUGAACGUGUAUGAGAGCAGAGGGACGACCGGACGAGUUCCCGGUCCCGUCCCAGGCCCGGGUUUGUCCCAGGUGAAGUCCGGAAGCCUGACGGAGCCGAAGAAAGGAUUCCGGCCUCCUCAGCACUGCCCGAGCCUGGCACAGGCGGUGAGCCGAAAAGUUCAGGCUGCUGUGCCCGAGGAGGGUUUAGUGACUCUUAAUGAGCUAAAGGGCGGUAAAGCAGAGGAUAAGACGCCUCCAGCCUGGUUCACCUCCUACAUGGAGAAGUUUAAGGAUCAGGUGGUUCGUGAGGCUGUGGAGAAGAUCUGCAGGGAGUUUUCAGGCCAGUGCUGCAUCCAUAAACCCCUGGGAGCCGAGGCUCAGGUGUCCGAGGUCUCCUCCUCCACGCUGCCUGGAGCUCCGAGCUCGGCUCCGGCCUGCAGCAGCUGCAGAGGACAGACGGCGGGCGGAGGAUACCAGUGCAGUGUGUGCACAUCCUGCACCCUGUGUGAGCCGUGUAGCUUCUCACACGACCCGAGCCACAACCUGGUGAGAGCUCGAACACCUCUCUCCAUCCCCGAACGCGGCUCUCCAGCUCCGGAUCAGAGCAGGUUCUACAGACGGGGAGACCGCAGCUUUCGCAAGGCCGAGAAACAGCGCUUGAAGGCGGAGAAGCGGCAGCUGAAGGCGGAGGUGAAGGAGAUCAGGAAACAGCUGAGGAUGGAGAGGAGGAGUCUGCAGUGGGGCUGUGCGGGAGACGGAAACUCCUCUCCUGUGCUGCUACAGCCACGAGCCACGCAGGCCAACAGCCCCGAGCGUCCUAAGCGUCCGUGUCCUCUAGCUGUCCCUGCGAUGACGGCGCUGCUGCUGGACGAAAAUCUGCCGGACGGAUCACGCCUGAGGCCUGGGACCAAAUUCAUUAAAUACUGGAAGAUGAAGAACAGCGGCACAAUGAGCUGGAACUCGGACACCAAACUGAAGUUCAUGUGGGGGAAUCUGGCCGUAGGUUCGGGGGAGAGGUGGAGGGAGGUGUCGGUGCCCACACUGCAACCAGGUCAGGUGGGAUUAGUCAGCGUGGCUCUGUGUGCUCCCACCCUGGAGGGCACCUACACCUCACACUGGCGCCUGGCGCAUGGAGGAGAGCAGUUCGGGCCGCGGGUUUGGUGCAGCAUCGUUGUGGAUCCCGACGCUCCGACUGCCAUCUCCGCUGACGGCCUGCUGGUGUCUCCGUGUGUCACUCCUCAGGAGAAAUCAGCUCGGACUUUAGAGAGGGAGGAGAAAAACCGCACGGCGUCCCGGGAGCCGCUGCUCAUCACCGUGGAUCAGGACUGCGAUCAGGAGUUUUACAUUCCGUCUGUGGAUCUGCUGACAGCACAGGACUUGCUGUCAUUUGAGCUUCUGGACAUUAACAUAGUGCAGGAGUUGGAGAGCGUUCCCAACAACACUCCCGCAGGUAACACUCCCUCAGAUAUCACUCCGUGCAUUUCUCCUCUGCCCCAUGAUGCACUGCUGCAGGACAAAACUCCUCCAGGGCUCAUUCAGGAGGAAGCUGGAGAGGAAGCCCAAGCAGUCAAUAGCAUUCUGGACGUUGCUCAGGCUCCAGAGUUAGGAGGAGUUCCCGCCCAAGAGAAAGGAGAGGAGGACGUGAUUGGCCGUCAGUUUGUGAGUGAGUCUGUGAUUCGUUCCCUCACGCUCGGGGGAGUGUUAGAUCACGGCAUCCUGCAUGGGAGAGUCACCACCACUGUGUUGCGUCCAGCACCGCAGGGCUCCGUGUCUCUCUGUGAGAGGAGGAUGGACAGAAUGUCAGAAAGCGCUGAUGUUCCGCUCUCAGAUCCACCUAAAGCCGAGCCGGAGGAACUUCCGGAUCCUUCUCCUCUCAUCUCCAUUCCUGCUGAACACAUCACUGCAGAUGAAGGGAACGAGUCAGAUAUCGAGCGAAUCGUUGUGGAUCCUACUGCUGGAGGCGAGCAGUUUGAGGAGGAAGAGGACCCCGAGGAGAGGAAGAGGAAUAAGAAGGAGGUGGAGAAGGAGAAAAAGAAAGCGAAAGAUGCAGAAGAGGGUAAAGAGAGUCGCAGCAGGACGUCGUCCGCCUCCUCGGAGGAUUACAUCAUCAUCCUGCCCGACUGUUUCGACACGACCCGUCCUCUCGGAGAGUCCAUGUACAGCUCGGCUGUGUCCCAGCAGGGAGACGAGAGCCCAGAGCGUGUUCGCGCAGACGCUAACGACAUGCUGUGCGCAUCGCAGACUCUGGAUUCGGUGCCGCUCACUCCUGUGAUCGUAGCUGCGCCCAGACCUUCAGCCAAGUCCAGCUCAGAGACGGAGGAGCAGCUCGGAGCAGCAGAGAUGCCACAGGAGGAGGAGCUAAAUCAGCCUGGAGGCAAAGAGGAGGAGGAGCCAGAAGAUAAUGAUUCUGCAUCCAGUCCAUCAGACACGGCGAACUCUUGCACUGCUGCUGACUCGGAGAUCCAGGAGCUGAAAGCGAACAGUAUAACAGGAGGUCUGGUGAAGGGCGCUCUGUCCGUGGCAGCCUCUGCGUAUAAGGCUCUGUUUACUGGACAGUCCGGCCCUGAGCAGCUUCCUGAAGAAGCAGCCACUCAGGAUGCCAUGAUGGCCGUCCUGGUAGAGAUGGGCUUCGCUGAUCGGGCGCUGAAUCAGCGUUUGCUGCAAAAACACGGCCCGAACCUCCUGGACGUCGUAAACGAACUCGUGCACAUGCAGGACAACGACUGGUACACCACCCGCUACUGACACACUCGCAUAAUCUACUUCCUCUUUUCUCCUCGUCUCUUCUUCUGUGUGUGUGUGUGUGUGUGUGUGUGUGUGAGAGAGAGAGAGAGAGAGAGAGAGAGAGAGAGAGAGAGAGACAGACAGACGUGGACUAGGAUCCAGUCUGGAGUGUUUCUGUGGGCCAUUUUAGGGAAACAGGGAUCAAAUCCAGAUUAGAGAACUCAUGAGAAUUCCUCUUCAGCAUUCCCAGUGUUUGUCAGAGUGAAUUGAUAAAAUGCGUUUACGUUCGUGUCGUUAUAGGAAUCGUUGUUAGACUGGCGGUCAAAAGUUUUUGGACACCUUGCAAAUUUUUUUUUUUUAAACAUUUUCAGAGCAAUGUUCUAGAGCUGUGCGAGAGAUAGGGACAAACGUUGAUACAGAGAACACAGAGUGUACUUAAGAAGACGUAGACCUGUGCUGUUGUAGAAGUGCUCAUUUUUUACUUUAUUUUUUUUUUCUGUAAUAUUUUGUUUCUCUUCACAUUCCACCAGCUUCAAUAAAAUAUCUGCUCAGGCAGAGGAGGACAAAUCAUUAAGUUAUUAGCAAGGAAAAGGUCCAAAGUUUGGUAAAUGUUUUCAGGAAAAAUCAGGAACAAGUCUCAAAAAGCUGUGCAGUUUAAUAAAAAAACUUGAAGAGGUCUAGAAAAAUCUGGAACAAGGUCUCGGAAUUUUUCUGGACAAAAGUCUGGAUUGGAAAGCAGUCUUAAACUCUGGAAUUUUUCUGGACAAAAGUCUGGAAUUAAAAAAAAAAUAAUAAUUUGGAACAAGUCUCCAAAAGGUGUGGAGUUUAAUAAAAUUAUCUGGAAUAAGUCGUUAAAAAGGUCUGGAGUUUUUAUAAAAAAAAAAAAAAAGAUGAUCUGGAACAUGUCAAGGUCUGGAAUUAAAAAACUGGCACAAUUCUGGAAAAAGUGUAGAAUUGAAAAAGUAUUUUGGAAAAAUUACCAGAAAGGAUUGGAAAAAAUACAAACCUGGAACAAAUUUCUAGAGUCUGGAGUUUAAUAAAAGAUAACCUGGAAUAAAUCUUAAAAAGGUCUGGAAUUUUAUAAAAUAAUGGAACAAUCCUGGAAAAAGUCUACAAUAAAAAUCAUUUGGAACAAGUCUAAUGUAAACACAAGCUUUAGUGUUUAAAAAUAAUAAGACUCAAAAAGGUCUCGAAAUGAAAAAGUACUGGAGAAAUUCUGGGAUUAAAAACGAUUCUGGAAGAAUUUUGAAAUAUGUUUUUCUGGGAAAAAAUUAAAAUAAUUUAAAUAAAAAAAUAAAUAAUUAAAAAAAAUUGAAUAAAAAAAAUAAUAAUUUUGAAGAAAUCUCAGAAAGUGUUUUUUUUUUUUUUUUUUUUUUUUUUUUUUUUUAAAUCGCACAAAGACUUAAACUUGGUGUCCUCAAACUUUUGCCAGUCCGUAACUGUAGUUAAUUUAUUAGAAGGAAACCAUAAUGCAAAAAAAGUGAUAUAAUCAUGACAAUGCAUGAAACCGGCUGAAAGUGAAACGUUUCACAGAGAAAAUGCUGAAUUGUUACGUGUGUUACUACUGACUUUUAGGUUAUUUAUAAAUAGUUGUAGUGUUCCUGCUUGUAGCUUUUUGCGUCUGAAGUGUGUGGGUUUUAUUCUCUGAGAGAGAGAGAGAGAGAGAGAGAACAUGGAGUUCGAUGUGCAAUAGAAGGGCUGGGUGUGAAAUGUGGCUUUAACUUUAUCGAAGGGCGCGGACUUCGCCACGUGACGGUGAAAUCUGCAUGACUUUUAAGUUGAGGAAUGUACUAAACUUUUUUUUGGGAUGCAGCGAUACCAUUUUUUUCAGCAGGAGUGCAUGUUUUUUGGUAUUCAUCAGUACUGAUACGGAAAUAAACACUUAGUAUUAAUCAAUCACGGACGUCAUGGAAUCAGCUUAUUUAGCUCCGUUUCUGUUUCCCUGGUUUCAGUAGAGUCCAUCAUGAGUGUACAUGUGUGUGUUUAUGCACUUAGGCUACUAGAGUCGUUCUUUAUAAUGUCCGUGAGUUGAUUUUCAUAUCAAAUGAAGUGCUUUAGCUAGCUACAUUAGUUAGCCUGCAUCGAGUAGGAUUGCAGAAAAUAGCAGCUUUGUGUCUUCAUUCCGUCAGAAUUCUUUUUUUUUUUUUUGAAUAUUUUUUAUUUUAAUUUUCGUUUUUUCCUCACAUAGCCAGGGUUCACUGCUAGUGAUGAACUCCUCGUAGGAAGACGCUGUAGUUCCUCCUCUUGAUGUUUUGACGAGGAGUUUGCUUUACUUUGAUUAUUAAUUGUAAAAUACGUCCAGAUCGCUGUCAUUAAGCUUAAUCCGUUUAUUAGUCACGCUGUAUGAGAGCAUUUUUUACAACUUUUAGAGCUCAGUAAAUGAGUAUUGGUAUCGAUGCAUCCCUGAUUUUUGUUGUUGUUGUUGUUGUUGUUGUUCAUGGAUUUAAAAAAUGCACUUGAAGAUCGGCUGUGUUUGCUGAUCCUCAAUCAGAACUUAUUAUAGUCUUAAAACGAAUUCGGAUAAUAAUGAUGAUGAUGAUGAUGAUGAUGUGGCAUCUGCAGUGUGUAAUUUAAAAUGUGUUGCUUUAAAAAUUCUAUGGUUGAUCUUAAAACUAAGGAAUGAUAAGUACUGUAUCAUGCUGUGAACCAUUUCGCAUUAUAUAAUUAAUAUAUAAGGAAAAUGAUUAACAACUUGAGUGGCAAUCAUAAAAUAUCUACACGUGAUGUUAAACAUUGUAGAAAUGCUUGUAGUGAAGAAGCAAAAAAAAAACCAAACAAAAAAAGCCUUGUGGAAAUGAUCUAUAUUUUGAUAAUUCAAUUUCCCUUGUACUUGAUAACGUACAAUCUAAACGCACCUUAAGGGAAUUUUCUGUAGCUCGAUCCGAAUCCAAAAAGCGUUCCACGUUAAUGCUGUGUGAAUUAUUUCCGACUUCCUGACGUAUUGGAGAAUCUCAUGCUUGUCAGAAUGGGUGUAAAUACUUUUACUUUCAUGGUCUGUAAGUACACAAAGUGUACAUUUAUAUUUACAAGUUUAACUUACUCUAAUUAUUAGAAGUUUCCUUUUUUUUUUCUGCGAAGACAUCCCCUAAUUUCUUCCACUGAUUCUGCACCUCUCUCUGGUGCUUUUAGGAGUCAUUAGAAAUGAAAAAAUGACCAAAAAGACGUGGACCAUGUGCUUCGUUUAUUUAUUAAAGUGGAAAAGUUUUCUGCUUGCACCGUGACGAGUGGAAAGCAGCGCCGUGAAUCAACUCAUGCUGUUCUUUAUGUAACACACACCUGCUGUAUGAAUCUGUCUGUAAUAAACAGUCAUAAAUAAAUAAA